This is a messenger RNA of Caenorhabditis briggsae, 543 nucleotides long. NCBI's taxonomy places the organism in Eukaryota, Metazoa, Nematoda, Chromadorea, Rhabditida, Rhabditidae. The record is from RefSeq and is a predicted model, not a curated record. The transcript has 5 exons. Bases 1 to 543 code for a protein of 180 amino acids.
AUGACAUCAUUUUUCCUUCAAAUUCUUCGAUUUUCCACUGUUUUUCUAGUAUUUUCGGUUGUUUCAAGGGCUGAAAACGUUUUCUGCACCUACUAUCGAGAAGAGAACGAAAUCACCUGUGGCACAGUAACCUGUCCAACACACAUACCACCAAAUGCAGAUCUCGAGAAAGAUGGUCUCGACGUGAAACUACCACCUGGAUGGUACCGUAUCGGUACAAUGACAAUUCGACAUGAUAAAGGAUGGCUGAAUCUGUACAGAAGACGUGCCAUUGGACAUGGAUAUUGGGAUUUUUAUACGAAUAUUCCGGAGAGAAAUUGUGCGGGAACUUUUGGUCUACACGCCGGCGACAACAUUUCCGGAUCGGUGGCGGUGAAGAGCAAGGAGUGUUUUGAUAAAUUGAUUUAUCAGAUCGAAAAAAAGUCAACCAUCGAAAAAAUCGACGUUUAUCAGUGUCGAAAAUGCAUAUUUCACAGUUGUUGGCUGGGAAGUCGAUUGCUUCCGAGGGCUAGAGAUUAUUAUACUAAUUUGAGGAGUUUAUAA